UGCGGCCGAGCGUGUGUGGAGGCUGAUCUCGGAAGAAGUCUGUCUCCGCACUCGCCGGCUCACCGGACUGGCCGCUCUCGCCUGCUUGGUGCCGCGCUGCUCCACGCGUCGCGCCUUGGAGGAGUCGCUGCUGUCGCCACCGCCCGAAAAAGAGUCGGAGCCGCUGCGAGGCCGCUGUCCCCGCCAUGCCCAAGAAUAAGGGUAAAGGAGGUAAAAAUAGACGUAGAGGUAAGAAUGAGAAUGAAUCUGAAAAAAGAGAAUUGGUGUUCAAAGAAGAUGGGCAAGAAUAUGCUCAGGUAAUCAAAAUGUUGGGAAAUGGACGCUUAGAAGCAAUGUGUUUUGAUGGUGUAAAGAGGUUGUGUCACAUCAGAGGGAAAUUGAGAAAAAAGGUUUGGAUAAAUACCUCAGACAUCAUAUUGGUUGGUCUACGAGACUACCAGGAUAAUAAAGCUGAUGUAAUUUUAAAAUACAAUGCAGAUGAAGCGAGAAGUCUGAAGGCAUAUGGCGAGCUUCCGGAGCAUGCUAAAAUCAAUGAAACUGAUACAUUUGGUCCUGGCGAUGAUGAUGAAAUUCAGUUUGAUGACAUUGGCGAUGACGAUGAAGACAUUGAUGAUAUCUAAAUUGACAUCAACAUUUUUGCAUUCCAACUUCUCUGAGGAUUGUUCAACCAUUUGGAUUUUGGCUGUGGCCUACAAAAGAAGAUUAAAAUUUUCGUUAAUUUGAGUGUGGUUUGUUAAAGCAGACUGAUUUGUUUCUAAGGUUGUUUCUUUAAAAACUGGUAGUGCUGAGUUAAGUGAAAUGUAAAGCCCACUUUGUUCUUUUGGUGUAAUAGAGCUUAUGGGUAAAAGAGCACAUCUACUAUUUUUGAAAAAAGGAAAAAAACCUUUCCUACUUUGACCACUUCCAGUAAAUAAAUGGAUGUUUUGGAUAAACCAUUUGCCCUGUACUCAUGGGUUAUGAUUAAGCCCUAGUUUUGACUAGCCUGUUAACUGUACAGUGACUUUCUGUGUAUUCCAGUUACCUAGAUGUACCCUUGAGGUUUUGACAAAAUUUAAGAGAGGCAGAAGUCUGCAUUUAAAGUCAGAGAUGAUUAGGUCUGUUUUUCAUAUUUAAGUAGUGUGUGGCUAUUUUUAUACUAAUUUUGAUAUUGCAUCCAUUCUUUUCAUGACCUUAUUUUGCCAUGAUAAACAUCAGCAAGAAAGCCUUUCCAGCAUGCAGAUAGUAGAACCUGGGUUUUAAUAGCAAUUUUGAAUUUGUAAGGUUAGUAGUUGCAGAAAUUGAACACUAGGUGGCACACUCAGUUACUUAACAUUGGAAAUACUGAUUCAGUUGUAAACUUUUUACACUUACUGUGCAUACAAAAUUCCUAACCAAGAUUGUUUUGAUCAUAUGUGUGUAUGUUGAAUAUUUUUAAAGAACUAAAAUAUUGUUGUGUCAUUUUACUUCAGAAGUCAUACAUGUAAGCUACAAUUUUGAAAGCUUUAUAAAUACAUGACUUAUGUAUAAAUGAAAAUUUAAUUUCAUAGCAACUUGUACAAAUUAAGCCCUUUUCAAACUAUCCCUAAGCUGGGGAAAGGAGUGAAUAAUAAUUUAAUGAAAAGGUAAUGAAUGGAAGAGCUACAGUCGGGAAAUAUAAUAAAGACAAUAUCAUGCUGCACAGUAUAUCAUA
Messenger RNA from Miniopterus natalensis, 1669 nucleotides. It is a transcript of the gene EIF1AX, whose product is annotated as eukaryotic translation initiation factor 1A X-linked. Gene Ontology annotation, biological process: translational initiation. NCBI's taxonomy places the organism in Eukaryota, Metazoa, Chordata, Mammalia, Chiroptera, Miniopteridae. Gene Ontology annotation, molecular function: translation initiation factor activity; RNA binding. The record is from RefSeq and is a predicted model, not a curated record.